CUUUAUGCACCUAUCUUGCUGUGGAAGAGGUGAUGACAUAAUGGGAAGUCGUUUCAUAUUAACUUGUCUGACAGUUCUCGCACUAGUUGCCUAUUGUAACACAAGCCCUGGGAGAAGAUCAGGCACCAGUAGGAAAUCAAACAAACCCUCUGAAGAAAACAGACCCCCACAGAAAAAAGAGACUCGUGUCCCAGGGCAGCUGUCUUAUGGAGGGAAAAAUCUUGAUAUCAAGUUUAACCAUACAGAAGAGUUGGUCAUCUAUAAAGCAAAUUAUACCUGGUUUCCAGAUGAUCUCUUCUAUCCAUAUUCAAAGCUCCAAGGAUUCAACUCCUCUGAAGAGGAACAGGAAGCUUUCCUGAAAAUCUGCAUAAACUCUACAAUGAAAAAGAACAGUGAUAUCAUCUCUAAAUAUAUCUUGAAUGAUGAUGUCUAUAAAAGGAUUGAAAGGAAAGUCUUAAAGCACCUCUGCUUGCAAAAUUAUGGGAGAGAACCCAAUAGGGCUAACCAAUGUACCAGAGGCUUAUGGGUAAUUACCCUUGUAGCUCUUUUCUCCUUUGCACUGCUGAAAUCAGAAUAA
Bombina bombina (fire-bellied toad) is the source of this 577-nucleotide messenger RNA. Its product is annotated as prion-like protein doppel. Lineage: Eukaryota; Metazoa; Chordata; Amphibia; Anura; Bombinatoridae. Gene Ontology annotation, biological process: protein homooligomerization. The record is from RefSeq and is a predicted model, not a curated record. Bases 5 to 577 code for a protein of 190 amino acids. Gene Ontology annotation, cellular component: membrane. The transcript has 2 exons.